Molecule: messenger RNA, 3437 nt
Organism: Annulohypoxylon truncatum
Lineage: Eukaryota; Fungi; Ascomycota; Sordariomycetes; Xylariales; Hypoxylaceae
Product: ribonucleases P/MRP protein subunit POP1-domain-containing protein
Exons: 2
Coding region: 433-3213 (926 amino acids)
Biological process (GO): tRNA 5'-leader removal
Cellular component (GO): ribonuclease MRP complex; nucleolar ribonuclease P complex
Source: RefSeq, a predicted model, not a curated record
GGCAGACCGGUCUCCAGGUACAGAGUACAGACAUAAUAUCAGUGCCCCGGCAACCACUUUACACGUCCACUAAGGGUUAGCGAGAUCAGAUGCUAGUAGCAUGCAAGGUCCACUUGGUGUCCCUAAACGCUACAACACUAAAAAAUUACAUCCCAUCUUACCUAAGAAAAGCACGAGAAGACGCGAAAAGUGCUACGCGUUUAGUGGCUGAGGGCAUCUCGGAAUUCGUAUAUCGCAUCGUACGAAGUCGGUAUACGAUAAUCAUGACAAGCUUAACCCAGCUCGGGCUUAUAGCUGCUAGGUUACCAGUCCUAUUCUGAUGUUCCGGAUCAUGCAUCAAGAGGGGAUACCAAUACUGGCAACUAAAACCUCGGAAAUAUCAUCGGAUCCAACGGAUCUCGAAUCGAGUGAUUUUUCUUGACAGAGGACAAAAUGCCUCCUCAGAAUGCACCACAGCCGAAGCCUGCAGGGGCAUCGGCCGUAAAGUCUGUCUCAACGAACAAACCAAAAAUCAGACCUGAAGCAUCUGAAAACCCGCCACAGUCUAAGUCCAAUAAGAGAAAACAGCCACCACAGCAAAAUGCAGGAUCGAAUAAGUUGGACAAGGACACUGACUCUGGACGAGGUCCAAAGCGUCCGAAGAUGCAUGAGGUUCGAAGUAUUGCUGCUCAGAAGUCUCACGCUGCUUUAAAAGAUGGAGAACUCAAUGUUCAGUCGUUCGUGAAUUCUCUAUCAUUUGAGAUGAAUGCCCUAGAUGAGAGCAUGAGACGUACUAGGACCUCCCAGAGUAGUCGAGCAUUUCAGCGUGUGCCAUUUAGGAUGAGACGUAGAGCCGCUGCUCAUAACUUCAGAAGAGUUCCAAAACGUCUGCAGAAGAGGGCCAUUAGGGAGAUGGAAGAGGACAAUACCCCAACAGCUAACUCCAAGACAAGAAAGCCAAAAACCACCAAGGCCAGGAUAAGAGCUGAGACAGCCCGGAGACUAGGAAUCCUUGCAAAACGAAAAAGACUUCAGAAGCUGAAGAGCUCUGGCGUUGAUAAGGAAACUAUCUCCAUAAGAGCUGCGAGGCCUAAGAUACGAAGGAAUACAGUCAACGAACCUAUUAUCACGGCUAGGAAGUUCCGAAGACGUCAGAUUUCGAAGACAUGGCUCCCUACUCAUUUAUGGCAUACGAAGAGAGCGAGGAUGACGCCUCCGAAGGAACCAUUAUGGAGAUUUUCGAUUCCCCUUACGCCGACACAGAAAGUGUACCGGCCAACUCAUCGUAUUCAAUGGGAAAAAGGUGCGAUGGCAUGGGAUAUGAGUUAUAUGAGUACUAUUGGUUUAUCUGGACCUCAGAAUAGCGUCCACAAUAUUCUCAAGUCACUAGGACUUACGCAAGAAGCCCUAUGGAAUGACAAGGCAAAACGUUGGAGAUCAGGUGCCAUGCAUUGGUCCGGGACAUUAACUAGGAAAAGCAACGACAGUGUGCAGAUUAUCGGCCCGGCGACUAUUGUUUGGAAUCCGGAAAAGGGGGUCAAUGACGCAGACCAGCGGAAACAAUUUAGGCAACUUUAUAUUCGUAUUCACCCCUCAGCAUUCUUGGAAACAUUUAACGAACUUCUACGACUCGCGAAGGCCCAAAAUCCCCGACCGUAUAUAGAGGACUUGAGGUUUGAGAUAGGAAGCAUUGAUAUUACUGGACCCGACUCUACAGAGGCUCUCCUAGGUGUACUCAAACCUUAUCCUCCAAAGUCCGAAGGUGAACAAUCCCACGUUUCCAAAUUUGAAUCACUUGCUGGUCUGAAGGACCCAGGAACCUUACCUUUUGGGUGUCUUUUGGCCUUCUCCGUCGCAGAUCCUCGCCUCCGCUAUCCGCCACGACAGGUAACUCUUCCAAGGGUGGAUGAUCAUAAUGCGCAAAAAGCACUUCUAGAAGCCAUAUCAAGUUUCCGGGGAGAGGAGGAAAUCAAUCCUCAUCAGCUAUUCGAUAGAGACGCACGGUUCAAAGCUUCUAAGCUUCCAUCGCAACAAUCUCUUAAUCGUCGACGUGGCAAAGGUGCUCCAGGAACCAACCUCAAGCCUACUACAAUCGAUCCACCUAUUCCCAUAAUAUUACUUGCUUCUCGCCACUCCAUAGGUUCCCAAUCCGCCGGUACUUGGACAUUGAUGUUACCAUGGAAAUGCGUUCUCCCUAUAUGGUACAGCCUGAUGCAUUAUCCCUUGUCAACGGGCGGUAACCCUUGGUUCGGAGGUCUAGAUGAGAUCAGGCACCUUACCUUCGAACGAGGUCUUCCAUGGUUCCCCGGAGAUUUUCCAGGCACAGAUGCGGGUAAAGUCUGGGAAUUAGACGAACGAAAAGUGAGGCAGAAAUUGUGGAAUCGCAGACCCAAAGCCAAACGAGUCAAUUGGGAAUCACUUGACCUAGGAGCAGGUCGGAAAGGCGAGGUGGGAAUAGGAUGGGCUUGUGAUUAUGAAGUACUCUUCGGCUUCAAGAAAGCAGACGAGCCUGACAAGAUGUUGGUGGAUGAGAAAGAUGGGGAUGGAGCACCAGAGCAAAAAUCACCGAAUGAGACACAAGCAGCGCCUGUAAACCCUUUAGAAAGCAUCACGCAGCUUUCCAAAUCCACAUUUACCGCUCACCAGUCACCCACAUCCGAACCGCCUCCUCCAACUUCAUUGGUGACGGUGAAUAUCAGGAUUCUAGGACGCGGAAUAGCAAAUACCUGUGCUAGGGUCUAUCGGCUACCAGACACGAAACCCGCCAGAGUCUCGACACAGGCUGAAGUACCAGCUACGAACCCUCAUUAUAAGAAGAAUGAGGGCAAGCUGCCGCCUAACCUGCGCGAUCAGUGGCUAGCACAAAAACCAUCCAAAGGAAGCCCUAGAAAGAAAGUUGUUGUCAAAGAGGACUUAGACCUAGAGACACGGCAACAAUUACUCGCACAGCAGCUCCUCGGCCCGCCGGAGCCGUACCCACCGCCUCCCCCUAAUUCGGAGAACAUCCAAGGUCAUCCUCUAUGUCCGGGUGAGGAAGACCUGAUCGGAUUUGUGACGACUGGAAGUUUCAACCUUAGAGACGGGAGAGGCGAUGCAAUUGGAAGUUUCUCAGCCACGAGGGUGCUGGAGGAGCUAAGGCGGUAUAGGAACAAGAAUGACCCCAACUCCCGACUUUGCGUGGUCAGGAACGCGGGUCAGAAUAUUGGUUGGCUUGCAAGGUGGGAGUUGAUUUAAACUAGUCGAUACCCUUGAGAUAAUAGAAGGUGCAUUCAAAUACAAAAUCGAGUAUUAUACGCAGUAAUACCCUUAACCAUUCAAGUUAAACUACGUUACAGUCCAAGACCAGAAGGUUACUAGGUUAGCAUUAAUGUCUUUAUCAUCAGGAUAGUCUCUACAGGAUAGUCAAGCUACUAAGUUAGUUCCGAGUCAAUGUUGCCAUUAUUAAUAAUAUUCUGAGG